AUGACCAAUAGAGAGCCUGCAUCGCGUCGUGUAGCAGCAGCAAGGACACCAGAGGCUAUGAGCUAUGGGCCUUAUAGAGGAGGAGCAUAUAGUGCCCCCUCUAUGCGUUAUGUUUCUCCUUAUUCUUCUCCUCCUGUCUUAGCGGGGCCCCCCUCCUAUGGGCCCUACGGUGUAUGCCCAGUGCAGCACGGGGGCCCCUCUUAUGGUGCCUCUCCUUAUGGAUAUCAGCAGCAGCAGCACGCCCCUCCCCCUGGUGCUGCUGCUGCUGCAGCAGCAGCAACUUAUCCCCCUGGAUGGCCUCCUGCUGCAGUACCCCCUGCUAGUGCUGUUGGGGGGGGCCCCUAUGCGGGGCCCCACAGGGGCCCCAUGCCUAUGCCUGUCUAUGGCGGUACCCCUGGAGGAAUGCCAGCCCCAUGGAGGCCACCUCAGUAG
Messenger RNA from Eimeria maxima, 432 nucleotides. Its product is annotated as RNA binding protein, putative. The record is from RefSeq and is a predicted model, not a curated record. NCBI's taxonomy places the organism in Eukaryota, Apicomplexa, Conoidasida, Eucoccidiorida, Eimeriidae. The transcript has 3 exons. Bases 1 to 432 code for a protein of 143 amino acids.